This is a messenger RNA of Brassica napus (rape), 1721 nucleotides long. Its product is annotated as probable sugar phosphate/phosphate translocator At1g48230. The coding region runs from base 363 to 1472 and encodes 369 amino acids. Gene Ontology annotation, molecular function: antiporter activity. The record is from RefSeq and is a predicted model, not a curated record. Gene Ontology annotation, cellular component: trans-Golgi network; endosome; Golgi apparatus. The transcript is spliced from 10 exons. Lineage: Eukaryota; Viridiplantae; Streptophyta; Magnoliopsida; Brassicales; Brassicaceae.
AAAAAUAUUAUUAGUUGUAAAUCUCUCCCUCUUGGUCCCAAGAUAUAUGCAAACAGUAGCUUCUCUCCACCUCCUCUGACAAACUUCGACGUCCCUUCCCUUCCCUUCAAUUUAAUAAUAAAUCUUCUUCUUCACUGACUCACCAUCGUUCGCAUCUCUCGGAGUUUCAUCGCUCUUGGCUGAUGAUAAACUAGAUUCGCGCUUUUGUUUCAAAGCCGAGACUCGCGUUUUUUUUCUUCUCGGCUUCUCAUAUCUGAGAUUUGGUUUCCAUGGAAUCGAGGGGAUGCUUCCGUGUAUUUGAUGAUGAUGUCAGCAUUGUGACUAUUGAACAACUGUAUUGAUAUUGAUGUGACUAUCGCACGAUGGCAAAGAUGAUGAUGAUAAACAAGACGCUUUUGCUAACGUACAGCUACUUACUCAUCUACAUUCUCCUCUCUUCUGGUGUCAUUCUCUACAACAAGUGGGUUCUAUCUCCCAAAUACUUCAACUUCCCACUUCCUAUAACAUUGACUAUGAUCCACAUGGGCUUUUCUGGCUUUGUCGCCUUCCUUCUUAUUCGUGUUUUCAAGGUUGUCUCUCCUGUUAAAAUGACAUUCGAAAUAUACGUAACCUGUGUGGUACCUAUAAGCGCAUUCUUUGCGUCCAGCCUUUGGUUUGGCAAUACUGCGUAUUUGCACAUUUCAGUUGCCUUCAUUCAGAUGCUCAAAGCACUAAUGCCGGUGGCAACGUUUAUCAUGGCCGUUGUUUGUGGAACUGACAAAGCAAGGUGUGACGUGUUCAUGAACAUGCUGCUGGUCAGUGUUGGAGUUGUGGUUUCCUCCUAUGGGGAAAUUAAUUUCAACGUUAUCGGGACGGUCUACCAGGUCACCGGCAUCUUUGCUGAAGCACUUAGACUGGUGCUAACUCAGGUUCUUCUUCAGAAAAAGGGCCUGACAUUAAACCCUGUCACCAGCUUAUACUAUAUAGCCCCUUGCAGCUUUGUUUUCCUGUCCUUGCCUUGGUAUGUACUGGAGAAACCCAACAUCGAAGUGUCGCAGAUACAAUUCAACUUCUGGAUCUUUUUCUCAAACGCUCUAUGUGCACUUGCCUUGAACUUCUCCAUAUUCUUAGUGAUCGGAAGAACAGGAGCAGUAACCAUCAGGGUUGCUGGCGUUCUCAAAGACUGGAUCCUCAUAGCCCUCUCCACUGUCAUAUUCCCUGAGUCCACAAUCACUGGUCUCAACAUUAUCGGAUACGCAAUAGCACUCUGUGGGGUUGUAAUGUACAAUUACAUAAAAAUUAAAGAUGUGAAAGCGACACAACCAAUCACUGAUAGCCUCCCAGAUCGAAUCACAAAGGAUUGGAAGGCGAAGAGCUCGUCGGAUGGAGAGAGCCCCAGAGGAAUAGAGCUUAUUGAUGAGGAAGCUCCUUUGAUAACGUCGCGGUUGUCGCAUAUCGGGCGGACUCAGCUUGGAACCCACACUGCCGUCUGAGCAACGUACAGAUGGGAAUGAGGCCAGUAUGUUGUGUCUUUCUUUUUACAUCUCUUUUGGAACCCAAUCUUUUUUUUCUUAAUAGAAUUUAUGUCGGUUAUUAUUACUUAACAAUGUUUAGUUCUUAUAAGAAAAAAGGAAACGCAAUUGCCAAAAUUAUUUGUAGGGUCUCUGAGAGUUAUAAAUGUUUUUCACCAGACACAUUAGCUCGGGACCCGCUUGGUCUUUAUGAUACAGACAGUUCUGACU